Messenger RNA from Aureobasidium musti, 843 nucleotides. The record is from the annotation of a GenBank genome assembly. Lineage: Eukaryota; Fungi; Ascomycota; Dothideomycetes; Dothideales; Saccotheciaceae.
AUGAUUCUUCUCGUUCAUCCUCUUACCUUGCUGGUAUGGCUUUUCCCUCUCGUCGCGACUUGUCUCCCUUCUCCACGCCACUUCUCUGUCUUGAAACCUGCGUACUUUCUUCUCGCUGGCGACAGCACCACAGCAACACAGAGCGUAGGUGGAGGUGGCUGGGGCGAUGGCUUCUUGGACUCUACCUUGAGGGAAGGCUCCUCAGGUCGCAACUACGGACACAAUGGAGCCACGACUAAGAGUUUCCGAGAAGGCGGUGAUUGGGACCGCCUGAUCAAUGAGGCGAAGACAAAGACAGCCGACUAUACCGUCUAUGUGACCAUUCAGUUUGGACACAACGAUCAGAAGCCCACCUCGGGAGUAAACCUCACGCAGUACAGCCAUAAUCUUGAAGCGUUUGCUAGAGAAGUCUCGUCUAUUGGCGCUAUUCCUGUACGUUCCUGUUUUCAGUGCUGCUUGUUGCCAUGUGUCCCAACAACUGGUUUCCCANNGAUCCUUAUUACUUCAUUGACUCGCCGCAAAUACACCAACACAACUACACCUACCAUAAUCCAAGACCUCGCCGUCCAACGCAACCUCACCAUCGCUGCGGCCCGCAAAACACAUUCGAGGUUCAUUGAUCUCAACACUGCGUCGACGGGGUACUGCAAUGCCAUUGGUCCCGAAGCUGCUUGGAAGUAUAAUCUGAACCCAGCUGAUUAUACACAUCUGAAUGGGUGGGGGAGUGUGGUGUUUGGGAGGAUGGUUAGUGAUUUGAUGGCGAGGCGGUUUGAAGAUAUUGCGGCUGUGACGAAGAGGAAUGGGACGUUGAGUAGAGAAAUCUGGGAAGGAGUUGCUGCUUAG